CAUUCCACCCGUGGCCGGUAUUUGCACACCAUUGAAAAAUUUUCUAAUUUGCCAAUAUUAUUGCAGUAUAUUAAAAAUUUGCGAUAAAAUUUGAAAAUCUUAUCCAAUAAUUGUAAAUAGGCCAUUAUUCGUGUGUGUGCCAUUAUAUUUCAAAGAUCUUAUAAUAUCUAUAAUUGAAAUCAAAGUAAUACUUGGCAAGAGCAGCCAGUGCGAAAAAUCAAUUGAAAGUUGAUAACUUGCUUUGCUUUUGGAAUUGUGUAAAAUUUUCGAUAUGUCUGCAACUGGUGAUUGUUUUAUCAUACAAUCUCCAAAUACAGCUGAAAAUACUAUAAUCUUCGGUCGAAAUGCUUUAGAUGCCGAUGCAUUAACAGAAGCACAAGAGGUUCAAUAUUACAACGCCAAUUUCGCACUUGAGGGGAAGCCCGAUGGUGGUGCAGAUGUGGUUAAAGCGAAUGGUGAAAUAUUACGUAUGAUAUUGCAAAAGACUCAAACCGGCAUUUGGGGUGGUGACGUGGGUGCUAACGACCAUAAUGUUUGCAUUGCUGUUUCCUGGUCAGCGGAGGAGCCAGCUAACGAUAGUGAUACCCUUAGAUCAACUGAUAUUGUACGUUUGACUUUGGCUAUCGCUAAAACCGCUGUUGACGCAGUGGAACGCAUUGGUAAUUUAGUAGCUAACCAUGGGUCCGACAAUGCAAAAUUCAGUUUUGUGGUCUGUGAUACUAAAGAAGUAUGGUUAGUGAGCAGCGGUGCAAAGUUAUGGGCUGCACAUCAGGUUGCUGAUGGAUUCCUCCGUUUAACAAAUAAAGGACUCAGCGUUAAAACUGCGAUUGAUAAAUCAACUGACGAUUUAGGUGAUGCUCUCAAAUCGCUGGGGCUCUGGGAUGGCGAAGGUGAUUUAAAUUUUGCCAGCUGUUUUGAUGCAGCUGAAACCGCGGAAGCUGAAUGGAGUGGUGAAGAACCUAAAGGAGACGGUAGCUACACUUUGACUAGCAUGUUUGAUACACUACGUUCGGCGGCCGAUAGCGCAACGUCACGUUCAGCCAGUGUCUCUGUGCUUACAAAUGGAAUUUCAUGUCAUUGGUUUACGGCGACACCUAAUGCAAGUGAAUCAGUCUUUAAACCAUUCGUCUUUGCACCUAAUCCCAAAAUUUCACCACUCACCAAAGUGCCACCUGAUAACACACACACACUCUUGCAUAAGCUUCAUGCUCAACGCAAACCGAAUGCUGUAGAAGAUUUGAAAGCUCUGGAGGCUGCUUGUGUUGACGAAUUAAACGCGUAUUUAGCGGAACAUCCAACUGCUGACGAGGAGUUGGAUGAACUAAUGAAAGACUGUGUGGAAGCUGAGGUGAAGUUCUAUCGUUAAGCGGUAGAACUUAGGAUUUCUCGGAGAGCAAGAAGAGCAAACAUAAACGUUCAUAGUAUUUCGUAAAAUAUAAGCUGAAGACAUUUACUAGCCUUUUGGAAUAACGGGUUUUCUGUUUUAACGAAUAUGCAUUUCUUAAGUGAUAUUUUUUUUGUAAUUUUUAUACGAAUUUAAUUUAUUUGUUUUUUACGAUAUUUUUUUUGUUCGUCAUUCAUAAUUUUAAGCUGAAAUUUGUGAUCUUUCAAUGACUAUUUUAUUAAACACUUAUAUAUAGGUACAUUAUUCAUGUAAUAAGAUAAAUAUUAACGAUUUCUUUGACUAUUGUUUUAAGAUUAAAUCUCUUAAGAACAAUACUGUAAAAGCCGCGACUUCUUAUGUUAAAAUUAUAGUUUUAUUGCAUAUAAUUUGAAUAGCUUUUAGUUUUGUGAUUAUAUGCAAAACACAAAAAAUGCUUGCAUACAUUCAUUUUAUAAGUAUUAUUCCACUUUAUUCAUAUAAAUGUGUAUUUAUAAGAACAAUGAGGCACUUAACACUCUGCACGAUAAGCUUGCUACGAAACUUUUUGACGAAGUAUAGCGAGAGUAUAUAAAAAUUGUAAUGCAUGCUAUGAUUAAGCUCAAUUAUCAUUGAAGGGACAAUUUUGUGUAACAGUAAAUAUAACAUUUAUAGAAACGCGAUAUUUAAAUUCCAUACCCAUUUACAUACAUACAUAUAUUUACACGCAUACACAUAUAAACACAUAAUUGCAUGGAUACGAUUAUGAAUAAAAAAACUUUAUACACAUAAAUCGAUAAAACAAUGAAGCUCAUACAAAUAUUUAGA
This is a messenger RNA of Bactrocera tryoni, 2188 nucleotides long. Its product is annotated as secernin-1. The transcript is spliced from 4 exons. Bases 272 to 1366 code for a protein of 364 amino acids. The record is from RefSeq and is a predicted model, not a curated record. Gene Ontology annotation, molecular function: cysteine-type exopeptidase activity; dipeptidase activity. NCBI's taxonomy places the organism in Eukaryota, Metazoa, Arthropoda, Insecta, Diptera, Tephritidae. Gene Ontology annotation, biological process: proteolysis.